CACCACCACCGCCGAUGAACAUCUCAGCCCGCAACCAUAGUGGAGGAUAUGGAAACUACGCUGCCGUCGCCUCGCGGCACGAAGAGAAAAGGCGAUGACGGCCUGCCGCUUCCCGCGCCACGCCGAAUCAAAGCGCUCGCUCAAGACGUCGUGAACAAGAUCGCCGCAGGAGAGAUCAUCGUCGCGCCUGUCCACGCUCUGAAAGAGUUGAUCGAGAAUGCAGUGGAUGCGGGGUCUUCUGCGUUGGAAGUCGUGGUCAAAGAUGGCGGGCUGAAGCUUCUUCAGAUCACGGAUAAUGGGCAUGGGAUUGAUAAAGAAGACCUGUCAAUCCUCUGUGAGCGCUUUACCACCUCCAAGCUCAAGGCGUUCGAGGAUCUCAGCACGAUUGGCACCUAUGGCUUCCGUGGCGAGGCGUUAGCCAGUAUCAGCCAUAUCGCGCAUCUAAGCGUUACCACGAGGACAAAGGAGUCUAGCUGUGCCUGGAGAGCGCAUUAUGCCGAUGGGAAGCUCGUUAGUGCGAAGCCGGGUCAAAGUGCCGAGCCGAAGCCUAUUGCAGGGCGACCAGGUACGCAGAUCACGGUAGAGGAUCUAUUUUACAAUGUGCCUUCACGUCGGCGUGCCUUUCGCUCAGCAAGCGAGGAGUACGCGAAAAUUCUCGAAAUUGUGGGCAAAUACGCCGUCCACUGCUCGGGUGUGUCAUUCUCCUGCAAAAAGCACGGUGCCUCAAGCACAGACAUUACAGUCCCAGUAGCCGCCGGAAUCGUCGACCGUAUUCGACAGAUCCACGGAAGCACCGUCGCCAACGAACUAGUGUCGCUCAAGGCUGAGAACGAGCGUUGGGGCUUCAAGAGCGAGGGCUGGAUCAGCAAUGCAAACUACAGUGCCAAGCGGACUACUGUGCUUCUCUUCAUCAACCACCGUGCUGUCGAGUCGCCAACAAUAAAGAAGAGCGUAGAGCAGACCUAUGCCACAUUCCUACCGAAAGGCGGACACCCGUUCAUCUACCUAAGUCUGGAUAUCGAGCCCCAACGGGUAGACGUCAACGUGCAUCCCACUAAGCGCGAAGUCCACUUCCUCAAUGAGGACGAAAUCAUCGCAAUCAUAUGCGACGAGAUUCGCAACAGCCUCAGCAAAGUCGACACUAGCCGCUCCUUCAUGACCCAAUCCCUCCUCUCCAACAACCCCAAAGUCCCCUUCGCCACGCCCAUCAAACAAACCACACCCGGCACGCCAACCGCAGGCGACCCUACAACCGAGCGCAGCACCUCAAAAACCGCCACCAAAACCACCACUAAGAAACCGCACGAAAACAACCUCGUGCGCACCGAUGCUUCAGCCCGUAAAAUCACCUCCAUGCUGCAAGCCCGUCCCUCGGCCGAUGGAAGCGGCAACGGCAACGAUGAGAUGGACUACGAAUACGCCGAACGCGAGCCCACUGUCUGCCGCCUAACCUCCAUCAAGGACCUACGUGCCGACGUCCGCUCCGCCAUGCACAGCGAGCUGACCGACAUCAUCUCCACGCACACCUUCAUCGGCAUCGUGGACGAACAGAAGCGCAUCGCGGCUAUCCAAGGCGGCGUCAAGCUCUUCCUCGUUGACUACGGUAUGCUAUGCAAUGAGUACUUUUAUCAGGUCGGACUCACCGAUUUCGCAAAUUAUGGCGCGAUACGGUUCAACCCACCCUUGUCUCUGCAUGACUUGUUGAAAGUGGCGGCCGAGCAGGAGAAGAAAAAUGCAGGAGAGGCGGCGGAUGAGAUCGAUUGGGACGAAGUGGUUGAGAGCGUGGAGGAGCAAUUGCUUAGUCGGGCUGUGCUGCUCUUGGAGUACUUCUCCAUGGAGAUCACAGAAGAAGGGGAGCUCUGCUCGAUCCCGCUACUCGUAAAAGGAUACACGCCGUCUCUCGCCAAACUCCCGCAAUUCCUCCUCAGACUUGGUCCCUAUGUCGACUGGGAGACUGAAAAGGAAUGCUUCCAGUCUUUCCUCCGCGAGCUUGCAUCAUUCUACGUCCCGGAGAGUCUGCCGUUACCCCCGUCGGUGCCGCAAGAUGAUAGCGGUAAAGGAAAAGGGAAAGAGAAAGUAGUAGGUGAAGAUCCUGAGAUCGCGGCAAGGAGGAAAAAGAUGAGGCAUGCGAUCGAAUAUGUGGUCUUUCCGGCUUGCAAGGCGCGACUAGUAGCUACGAAGGGGUUGUUGAAGGGCGUUAUGGAGGUCGCAAAUCUGAAGGGAUUGUAUCGCGUGUUUGAGCGAUGCUAAGGUAUGAGCGCAACGAAGGGAUGAGCUCAAAGUGUAAUCCGUAAUCGAUAUACUACUUGUUACCUCUAUUGAUAUCUGUCUCAAGAAGCGUUGUCGCGACGAUGCGGGGCAGGAGGACCUUAGCGAAGAUAGUAGGAGAUCAGUAAGUAAGGCGGUUUUCCUGAGAAUCUUUUAUCUUUCAAUAUUUGUAGAGAUACCUCUUGUGCGUCAAUCGUUUUUAGAGUCAAG
Molecule: messenger RNA, 2478 nt
Organism: Trematosphaeria pertusa
Lineage: Eukaryota; Fungi; Ascomycota; Dothideomycetes; Pleosporales; Trematosphaeriaceae
Product: DNA mismatch repair protein mutL
Exons: 3
Coding region: 49-2250 (733 amino acids)
Biological process (GO): mismatch repair
Cellular component (GO): MutLalpha complex
Molecular function (GO): ATP binding; mismatched DNA binding; ATP hydrolysis activity
Source: RefSeq, a predicted model, not a curated record